UGCGCUCGUGUCCGCGGGGACUCAGGAGCCGUAAAGAGACGGAUGGAGGGGAGGAGAGGAAGGAGGAAGGAGGGAGGAGAGGGAGGAGAAGGAGUGAGAUUUCUUACCCAAUCCGCCUUCUCCCCGGGGAGCGCGCGCGAAGCCUUCCCUGCUCCAUCCCUCCCUCUUGUUCGCUCGCUAAUCAUUGCAUUUGUUACUUUCUCUCUCUCUCUCUCUCUCUCUCUCUCGCACUCUCUCGCUUUUUUUUUGAAGCAUGAGCGUCCGUUUUUCAUCCCGCUUUUUCAUCCGCGCGCGCGUUUGCUCGCUUCUUUUCUGCUUCUUCUGAGCAACUUAUCGAGCAGACAGACGCUUCGCCUUGAUCCGGUGCUUUUCUCCUUUGAGAUGCUUGGCGAGCUCUCUCCUCCCCCUUUUAACUAGACACACACGCACGCACACGCACUCAUACUCUUACACACAAACGCGCAAACACGCACACACCGGUUUCAUCUUGAACUUGCGAGGUUUAUUAUUGGGAAUCUAAAAUAAGAGAGGAGCAACCCGGUGGGAUACGGAGCGCUCGCGCGCCUUCAUCAAGGACCCCUUUGGAGAGGAUAAGGACCCUUGUUGACACUUUUUUUGGUCGCUUAUCUCUUUUUGCCUCCUCCCUUUCAGUUGGUUGUUGUUGUUUUCUUUAUUACUAGCUAAUCCGGAGGAUUUCUUUUCUUUUUUUCUUCUUCUUCAUCUUUUUUUUUUUUUUUUUUUUUUUUUUUUUUUUUUAAUUAUUCCGCUCGAUUAGCCGGUUUUCGAGGGCCGUUUUCAUGUUUUCCAUCCAGGACGGUCUCCCGCGGGGAGCGCUCACCAUGAAGGAAGAGCCGCUCGCCAGCGGCAUGACUCCGGUGCGCUCUUGGAUGCAGAGCGCCGGGAUACUGGACGCCAACACGGCUGCACAAAGCGGUGUCGGUUUGGCCCGAGCUCACUACGAGAAGCAGCCUCCCUCCAACCUGCGCAAAUCCAACUUCUUCCACUUUGUGUUGGCGCUGUACGAUCGGCAGGGGCAGCCGGUGGAAAUCGAGAGGACAUCCUACGUUGACUUUGUGGAGAAAGACAAAGAAUAUAACGGUGAAAAGACCAACAAUGGCAUCCACUACAGGUUACAGCUCCUCUACAGUAAUGGAAUCAGGACAGAGCAGGACCUGUUUGUACGGUUGAUAGACUCCAUGACUAAACAGCCAAUCAUUUAUGAGGGCCAGGACAAAAACCCAGAGAUGUGCCGUGUCCUUCUUACCCAUGAGAUCAUGUGCAGCCGGUGUUGUGACAAAAAGAGCUGCGGGAACCGAAACGAAACACCGUCAGAUCCAGUGAUCAUUGACAGAUUCUUCCUGAAGUUUUUCCUCAAGUGCAAUCAGAAUUGCCUGAAAAAUGCCGGGAACCCCAGAGACAUGAGACGCUUUCAGGUGGUGAUUUCCACUACGGUGAACGUAGACGGCCACGUGCUGGCUGUGUCUGACAACAUGUUCGUCCAUAACAACUCCAAACACGGAAGACGCGCUCGCCGCCUCGAUCCAUCUGAAGCAGCCACUCCAUGCAUCAAAGCUAUAAGCCCCAGUGAAGGCUGGACGACUGGAGGAGCCACUGUCAUCAUCAUCGGAGACAACUUCUUCGACGGGCUACAGGUCGUCUUUGGGACCAUGCUCGUCUGGAGCGAGCUCAUCACACCCCACGCUAUCCGUGUUCAGACGCCACCCAGACACAUCCCCGGGGUCGUGGAGGUCACACUGUCCUACAAAUCCAAGCAGUUCUGCAAAGGAGCGCCGGGACGCUUCGUCUACACAGCUCUGAAUGAACCCACCAUCGAUUACGGCUUUCAGAGGUUACAGAAGGUCAUCCCACGUCACCCUGGAGACCCUGAGAGGUUACCUAAGGAGGUGCUGUUAAAGAGAGCAGCAGACCUGGUGGAAGCUCUUUAUGGAAUGCCUCAUAAUAAUCAGGAGAUCAUCUUGAAGCGGGCGGCCGAUCUUACCGAGGCUCUGUACAGCGUGCCACGCAGCCACAACCAGCUGCCCUCUCUGACCGGGUCAAGUGCACACUCAGGCAUGAUGGGAGUGAACUCGUUCAGCAGCCAGCUCGCCGUCAACAUCUCCGAGGCCACACAGGCCGACCAGGGUUAUUCACGUAACUCCAACAGCGUGUCUCCUCGUGGCUAUGUGCCGAGCUCCACGCCUCAGCAGUCCAACUACAACACCAUCACCUCCACCAUGAACGGCUACGGAGCCGCUGGCAUGACCAACCUCGGCGUGCCUGGUUCACCCAGCUUCCUCAAUGGAUCCACUGCCAACUCGCCCUACGCAAUCAAACAGAAGAGCGCCUUCGCCCCCGUCGUGCGGCCUCAGACCUCCCCGCCCCCCACCUGCACCAGCACCAAUGGGAGCAGCCUACAGGCCAUGGCUGGUCUCAUCGUCCCUCCCAUGUGAAGCAGGAGGAGACGUUUGCGCUCAUUGAGCUUCACCUGAUGAAUAUAAAACUCCAAGAUUCUCAAGAACUCACCGACUCAAACGUCAUCUUAGUAAAUAUCCUCACAUCAUCAUCAUCAUCAUCAUCUAAUGGAGGAGCGUUUUUUUUUUCUUUUCUUUUUUGAACAAAUAAAUCUUUUCCACAAUCUGGACAACCUGGACAAAGUGCAUUUAAAAGAUAAAGACCAACCAAACGUCUUUUCUUUCUAUUUUCUGUUGGAUCGAAUCCCCUUUGAUCGUCGUCGUCUCCUGGGAUUGUUUUUGCAAAGAACAGCAGCCGAAGCCAUGAAUGCGAACGCAGCUAGCUUUCAGGAUUGGAGAUGAUUUCAGCACGACCUGAACAGUUUGGAAGUGUGCAGCGGUGACCCGCGGCUCGGCUCCAGACUUUUUAUUUGCAUGCGGAGCGGAUCUUGUCUAAUUUCAGUUCAUAUUCAUGAACUUCAUCAUGUAAUGAUGGAGCGAGCCAAGUGGAAAAGGGAAUAAGCUCGUAAAAAAAAAAGUCAAAGCGAAGGCGAGAAAUGAGGAAAUCUACAAGACAAGUGCUAACUUCUUCCCACUUCUUAUGCUAACUCAUACGAAGUCUUGCCAACGUCAAUUUCUACUACAUGUUCACCACUGAAAAAAAUAGAGAAUUUCAAGAAUGAUGUUACUAACCUGAUCCAGAUGCACAACGGCCGGGUUGAGCUCGAAGAUUUAAAGAAUCGGCAUCAUUUGUUUUGUUUUUUAGAACGAGUCGAUGAGUGUGUAAGUACAUUAGAGUCGCAGGUGUGUGGAUCGCUAGAUUUAAACCAGGAAUGCUUUCUGCAACUUUAUUCACAUUUAGGUACCAGACAUUAUUGUUGAACUUCUUGUGAAAUUUUUUUGUAUGUAUUUAUAGAAAAAAAAGUAUGUUUGGAGAUUUCUUUGGUGAUUUAGGCCUGAAUUAUAGUAUCACAUAUCUCUUGAUGUCUUAAUACCUUUUAGAUCUUGUAAAAAAGUGUGAAAAGUCAACCUUUUUUUUCUUUGUAAAAACAAAACAAAAAAAACCCCACAAAAAUUCCAUGUCAGGUCACCUGUUUUUUUUUUUUUUUUUUUUUUUUUUUAAAGCAGGAUGUACUCUCCACCACUUUUGUAAAGGAACAAAAAAAAUUACACUUUAAUUUGUAUAUUUAACUUUUUCUUUUUGUAAACAGCAUUUUGUGUUCUCGUUCAAACUUCCUCGUCCUGUGAGUUCUUGUGACAAAAACGUGUACGUUCAUCAUUCUUUCUAACUGCACUGUUUUCUUUGGGGAACUAACAAGAGCAAUGUAUCUUAGCGAACAAACCUAAAUGGAAAAAAAUGUGGUAAAACGAAAAACAGUUCCACAAAUAGGCACCAGUAUGUUCUCACACAUUGAGUUAUUUUGUUACUUUGGUGAUGACUGAGAUGAAUGAUUGCUCAACAUUUUUUAAAGGUCAGGUCAGGAUGCCUCAUUGCGGUGAGUUUAAACGAGUGAACUUUUAGGAAAACCGACAGUAGAUAAUAUGCCCUAAAUUUAAUACUUAGUAAAAAAAAAAUUAUAGACAAAUUGUUGAAAAUUCCAAGAUGGCAAAAUAUGAAUUUACGUACAAAAUAUUAAAAAUACGUCUAUAAAAUUGUACACAUUGCUUAGAAAACUGACUGGAGAAAUAACUAAGGUAAUUUUAACAUAAAUAAUUUAAAAAAAAAAACUAAUGUUAUUUCUAGCAUCAUUGCACGCAACCUGCAUAAAUUACGUAUGCAAAAUGCAUUUAACAGUCCGCACAGGAUUUCGCUGAUUUUUUUGUGAUUGUUGCGGCCAAGAAUGCUUGAUUUUGCUGCAGCUUUGUUCAAAAUUUGCGAUAAAAUUUGCAGAAUUUUUUUUUGCUGAGAACUACCUGAAUUUGGCAAAACUGCAACUGCACGGAAUAGUUUUGCACCAUCUUUCGCAGUAAUGUAUGUUGGUAUAUCAGACCUUUUAGCUGCACUCAGAUUCAACUCACGUGAAUCGAAGAGGGCUUUGGCUGAAUGCUUGUUGUGAAAUCUGCAGUGAUUUAGAAAAAUUUCAAGCUCCUAUGAAUAUUGUGGAGUUUGCUUGAUUUUGUGUUCAUUUCUGCGAUUGCAAAAUCACGAAAUCCUAGAGGGACUGAUUUAAUGCAAAUCAACUUGAAAUCCAGAACACAGAGUGGAAGUCAUGCAGUUAUGAAGUUCCUUCAGAUUUAUUAUCUGCUUUUUUUUGUGGAUGUAACAAAGUAGAGGGUCUUCUGUAGAGCAAAGAUCAAAUCUCACUGGGUACAUAUUUAGACUCUGAAGGGACAUGUUGGUUAUUUUUCUUAUUUGCCGUGGCCAUGAAUUAAGUAUAUUGAGGCCACAAACUAAGUAUCUCAUGGUCGUGAAUUAUAUUGUAUCCCACAAAAUACCAAAUUUGCGAAAAGUCAUGCUUAAUACGUGGCUUCCAGUUAAUUAUUUGACUAUAACAGCUGAAAAUAUCACUUAAUGCUACAUCCAUGUCACAUCCAAGUGUAAUUAUUAAUCAUCUCCAUGAUCAGGUUCUUGGGGCUACAAUUGUAUAAUUGUAUGAUUUCUCAAUAUAGGAAUGAACUUAACUUAUUGCUUUAAUAUAUUAAUUUGUGGCCACACCUUAUUAAAAAAAUUACCACCAUGUAGUUACCCAAAACAUUACUGAGUUUCCUCAAGAUUUAUUCAGCAGAUGAGGGGAAAAGAACACUGCAUUUCGAUUGUCCAAUGUAGAAACCAUCUAUAGACUGUCUGGAAGCAGCUUAUUAACUGAUUCUGCCAUGAAAACUAUCAAGAGAGCCCACAUGAACUGAAUUUGGCAUUGUGAUAGGAUGAGGGACGAGCUAUGGAUGUUCUACUACACAUCGAGACCUCUAACAUGGACCAUCCGAAUAAAGUGAGAGCAAAAAAGUUACAUGUUUAUAGUCUUUAGAGUGUCUAUAGAUCUACUAAAGGUCUACUCUAGAUCUACUAUAGAUCUACUCUAGGUCUGCUAAACAUCAUCAGCUGUGUAAGGAAUAAAACAUGAUGGGGGUGUGCAGUUAAAUAAUCAAUAGAAAAAGAAUCAGUGUCACAAAGUCUUUUAUUCCUCUUCCACCACAGCAAUUUAUUUUAAAGUUACCUUUACCACUGACUAUUACAGAGCACUGACACCGGAGACUCCUUCAAUAAAUGCUAAAUAAAUGUCUCCUCACAGCAAUAUUAGUCAACCAAUUGAUCUGACCAAUCAGAGUUAAGAAUUCAACAGCGCUGUGGUAUAAAAACUGUUGACAUAUUGUUUAAUGUUAGCUAAAAAACUCAACGUGGGGCAACAACAGGUUGUUGACAGUCUAUAGGGUUGUUUUUAAAAAUUGUUUAGACCAUUUGUUGAGUGUCUACAUUGAACUAGCUAAAUAGAACAAUGUAUAAAUGAAGCCUUGAAAAAACAAACGUUAAUAGUUUGGGAUAUUUACGUACAUAGUUCGGAUUUUUUGCGCGUUGCUCUGUUUUUUGAAAAUUGAUAUCGGAAACUCAAUUGAUCUCAAUGGGUGAAACUUGGGUAAGAAAACCUCUCUCAAGUGAAUUGUGGAAUUGUAGCUUGAAAGUAAAUGUUAUGAGUUUGCUACAUUCGAGUUUAUGUUCGCAUCAAGUAGCAUCAUUUUAAGUUAUAAACUAAAACAUAUGCCAAUAUAGAUUCGCAACAUCUGCCGUAAUCAAAACAGUUAGCUAAUUCUGUAAUAAAAAGUGCAUUUUUUUACCCAAUGAUAUGUGCAUUUAAUUGUGAGCAGUAUAAUGUUUUAUUUAUUUGGGAAAGAUUAGUUGACAGGAUCCAGUGUAAUCAAUAAUAAAUAAUUCACAGCUGUUGCCAUAGGGACGUAUGUUGUAUCCUUCACCUGUUACGAUAACCUGUCGUAACUUGUAAUCCGUCCCCCAACUAGGAAAAACCAAAGAAAACCCCCACAACUCGGGAACCUCAACUCCAAGUUCAGCCAGUGAAGUCGAAUCAAAAUGGCUGCUCAGAGCAUCAACAGUAAACAAAUUAGCACCUCUUUCAUUUACUGCAUAUACAUCUAUUGGCUUUAGACCAAUCAACAUACAGACAUAUUUGCAUGUUAAAUCUAUAACAGAACUAAAUAUACAUGUCAUCACAAUUAGCUGGCUAGCUUGUUGCUAACAAAAGACGAACAUGUUUUUUCUUCGUGUGUUGGUAGCUUGAAACGCACGAAGGAUGAAAAUGAUAAAUCCGAGCUCUGAUUUCCGAGAAUACACGGUAACACCUUGUGUAGAAAAGAAAUGUUACAAUGUCACCCACUGAGAUCAAUGGAAUGCACCGCAAUGUGUGAAAUCAUUCUGACUAUAAAUUUAAAGCUAUUUAUUUACCAGAUAUUUCAGAUUAUAUUGAAGGUUUUAUUCAUAUGAUGUCAUCUCCGAGGCUGAUUUUAAACUGAACGCUAACGGUGCAGGUAUAAAUAAAUAUAUGUAGAUGUAAAUUCAUAUAAAAGAUUUGGGUGUGUUGAUGAGUGAGUACAUGAAAUAUAUCUCUCUCUCUUUUUUUAAUGUACUGAUUUUUGCCUUUAAAUCACUAAACGAGAAGAACUUUACUGUUGGAAUGAAGUCAUCACUAUUUAUGUUCUGUAUGUGUGAAAAAAGACUUAUGUUAAAUGUCACAUAUUGAGCCAUUAUACAAACACAAGUUCAGUCUCUCUCUCUCUCUCUCUCUCUCUCUCUCUCUCACACACACACACACACACACACACACACACACACGCACACACUUCCUGUCUAUCCUGUCAUCGUGUUGCGUUUUAGGGUGUAAGAACACCAGGUUUGACUUUCCUUUUCCUUUUUAUUUCCCCGAUGUUGAAAAGGGUAGAGGUACUGCUUUCUGAUCUUUGUGAAAUAUUGAAAUAUAUUGAAAGUAUAUCAAAAGCACAAUGUUUAAUUAAUGUCUUUAGAACUGAGGAGAACCCUUUCGUCUCCUCUCACACAUAAAUGUGCUGUACAUAAGUGCAUGUUUUUUUUUUCCUUUCUUUGUUUUUUUUCUGUGAUACCGUGGUUUUUGUACAGAAACAGACUAAUAAAGAUUACAUUUGGCUUGAAAAAGAAAACGGAUGCCUUAAUGACAGCAAUAACGAUGAUGAGAUGGUUUUCUUUUUAUGGCAGCGAUUGACAGAGCCGUUAAAAUCAAAUAAGCGGAUUUACAAACAUUACAUUUUUCUUUUCUUUUCUUUUUUUUUUAGAGACUUAAAAGUCCACAGGUUUUUAGGUACAGAAUUCCAGGUUGUGUUGCCAUAGUAACUAAAAUUUCAGACAAAAAGAUGUUAAAAAUGAAAGGUGAGACAAAAAGUGCGAUGUUAAAAAAAAGGUGAGACAUAAAAAUAUAAAAAAAAGAAAAUCGAAUAAGACUGGAAAAUAAACAAAAAUAAAUAAAUAUAUAAGCAGUAUAAAUAAAAGUAAAGUGCUCUUUUUUUAAUUUAAGAUACUAAGUAAAAAAAAAAAAGACCUUAAGCCAUCAAGAGAAAAAAUAUAAAAAAGAAAUAACUAAUUUAAUGCAAUUUAAUUUAAUACUCAGAGUUUUUUUUAAUGAGAAUUUUUUUUUAAGCUCUCUUGUUUUUAGUUUUCAGAAUUUCAAAUAUUGUUGCUGUAGUAACUAAAAGUUCAGACAAAAAGGUGUUAACAUACAAAAAGGAAAGUUGAUAAAUAAAUUACUCGGUUAAUAAAUAAUAAAUUAUUCAAGUAAAUUGUAUUUAAUGUUUAAAAUCUUUUUCGAGAUUUAAGAGCUGUCAGGAUUACAAAUCCUGUUCCAAUGGAAAAAACACAAAAAAACAAAACAAACAACAACAUGUAAAUAAUGAUUAAUAGCAAUAAGCAAUUAACUUUUUAUACUUCAGAUGUUUUGGGCUUUUUUUUGU
Molecule: messenger RNA, 8375 nt
Organism: Ictalurus punctatus (channel catfish)
Lineage: Eukaryota; Metazoa; Chordata; Actinopteri; Siluriformes; Ictaluridae
Product: transcription factor COE3
Exons: 16
Coding region: 798-2450 (550 amino acids)
Biological process (GO): regulation of transcription by RNA polymerase II
Molecular function (GO): DNA-binding transcription factor activity, RNA polymerase II-specific; RNA polymerase II cis-regulatory region sequence-specific DNA binding
Source: RefSeq, a predicted model, not a curated record